AUGGAUGAUAUUGAAGCCCAGUUGGCUGCUUUGCAUGGAGAAGACCUUGAUGCGAAACCAGCAGUGAAUGUGAAGCCGAGGAAAUCAGACUUGCUUGCGGGGUCCUUGAGCCCGAGGGCGAUUUUCGGGGAUGACACUUCGAGACCCGGUCAUGAAACAUCGCAUAAGAAAGUUUUUGUCGAUCAUGAUAAAUCGUUAAAAUCAGGCAAGCAUGUCAAACUCGGCUCCGACCGGAAGCGGAAACACAGUGGGAGCAAGAAGGAAGUCAAGAUAUUGUCCACUACACCGGAAUCCACGAGUGUUUCUCCGACUCCUGGUGACACUGGUCACGAGAGACUGAAGAAGGCUGCGCGUUCAGCAUUUGCCAAUUCUAGCUCUGAGCCCAAGAGCUCAAGUUGGAAGUGUUGCUUUUGCAGGCGUGGAACGUGUUUCGGGGGCCUGAGGGACUUGUAUGGCCCUUACAUUGUGCCCAAGAAGCACAAGUCCAAAGCUGGGCAUGCUGAAUUGAGUCCUGGGGAGGAGAUUUGGUUCCACCAAGACUGCAUCUACUGGGCACCUGGGGUUUAUGCCUUGCCGAAUGCUGGAUCAGAAAUGCCAGUUGGUCUGUUGGAUUGUCUGGAGGAAAGCUUGAUCACUCUGUGCAUGUCUUGUGGUGAACCCGGAGCAACAGUGGGAUGCAUCGGAAAGCGGUGUUGCAAAAGUUACCACCUGCCCUGUGCCUACGCCUCUGACUGCGACUUGGACACCGCGAAUUUGCACAUGCUUUGUGUUGCUCACAAAGUUCAGAAACCGAGGGUUUUGCCAUUUUUCUUGGAGUACGGAGACUAUCAAACUGCGUUAUUCGCGGGGAAAUUCGGUUUGUGUGAAGAUGGCAUUAAAUUUGUUUCGCGGGAUUUUGGCUCCAAGAAUGUUGGCGAGAAGUUCUGUGCACAGGUAGUGUUGAAUGUUGAAUGUUUCAUGGAACACCAGCGAAAGAAUGAAGCGAAGAAGCGACCUCUAUCCCCGUGUCUGCGCUCGUAUGAGUUCAACAUGAACAUGUUCAACAGCAUUAGUCACAGGCUGACUGGAGCUGGACUGACUGGGGUUUUCUAUGGCUCUGUGCUGGUGUACAUGUGCGCCAUGACGCCUUUUCCGGAUUUGAUCAAUUUUUUGUCGACCUUCGAAGUUCCUGUUUUGUUUGGUACUGUCAAGUUCUUGACUGGCUGGUGGUUCACGUAUCAUUUGUUGGCUGGUGUCCGGCAUAUGCUGUGGGACUUUGGACAAGGCUUGACGAAUGCGUCUGUGUUCUGGGGCGGAAUCGGAGUGGAAAUCGUGUCCUUUUUCUGGGCAAUCUACUUGGCCUUUUUCUAGUUCUCAGCAACUCUGUUCUACCUGGGA
Messenger RNA from Notodromas monacha, 1377 nucleotides. The record is from the annotation of a GenBank genome assembly. Lineage: Eukaryota; Metazoa; Arthropoda; Ostracoda; Podocopida; Cyprididae.